CGUAAUGCUGCGGCUUCCACGCAGCCGCUUCGGUUCUGCCCGUGCGCGAAACACAGCAAGGCAUUGGCGAUGGCCCGCAUAUAUGCUCGAAUGAAUUCGGCUUUGAACUUAACAGCUCCCAGGAAGAAACAGAAUUCAAGUAACUCCUUAAAGAAGGCAAAUCAACUAAGAAUUGAGAUGGACAGCUGGCAAGGAGACAUCAGCUCUGCCAGCAGUAAUGCAACAGAUCUAACAAUUGGGUUUAUCUCCUCUGGAGUAGCUGUCAUCUUAUUUGGAACAAACUUUGUGCCAGUUAAGAAAUUUGACACUGGUGAUGGAAUGUUCUUUCAGUGGAUUCUCUGUGCUGCCAUCUGGAUAGUUUCCUUAAUCGUUAACCUUAUUCAAAACAGUCCUAGAUUUUGGCCUCUUGCUAUGGUUGGGGGCUUUUUAUGGGCUACGGGUAAUAUAACUGUUGUGCCCAUUGUUAAAACCAUUGGGUUAGGUCUUGGUCUCCUAAUCUGGGCUUCUUUUAACUUGCUAACUGGAUGGGCAAGUUCAAGGUUUGGUUGGUUUGGAAUAGAUCCUGAAAAAGUUGUAAAACCAGUCUUAAACUACAUUGGAGCUGGACUUUCAGUAUUAAGUACCAUACUAUUUCUUUUCAUAAAAAGUGAUGUUCAGAGUUCUCCACAACCAUCAGAAAGCACGCCAUUGUUAAGAGAACAUUCAAUCAACACUUCUCAUCGUGAAGCUGAAAACAGGGGUGAUGUGUCAUGGGUGGACAACCUUUCUCCAUUGGGAAGGAGAUUGAUAGGCUGCUCUCUGGCUGUGAUAGCUGGAAUAUUGUACGGUUCCAGUUUUGUGCCUGUUCUGUACAUCAAAGACCAUGGCAGGAAGAAUGGAACUGCGUACACAGGAGCAAGUCAAUAUGAUUUAGAUUACGUUUUUGCACACUUCAGUGGCAUCUUCCUUACAAGCACCAUCUACUUUUUAAUCUACUGUGGAAUAAUGAAAAACAAUCCUAAAGUUUAUCCUGAAGCCAUAAUCCCAGGAUUUGUUUCUGGUGUAUUGUGGGCAAUAGCUGAUUGCUGCUGGUUCCUAGCAAAUCAUUACCUCAGCGCUGUGAUCAGCUUUCCAAUAAUCACUGCAGGUCCUGGCUUGAUAGCUGCCUUGUGGGGAGUCUUGGUGUUUAAGGAGAUAAAGGGACUGAAAAACUAUCUAUUGCUCUUGGUAGCGUUUUGUGUUGUUUUGGCUGGGUCGCUCUCCACAGCAUUUUCUAAAGUCUGAAGAGACUGCUUGAACCAGCAGAUGGUGCCAGUAGCUAAUACUAUCGCGACCUUCAAGAAGGAGCCUAUCUGAUCUUUUCCUUGGAUCACAAAUUUCAUCACUCUCACCAGAGAAGCAGUAAAAGUGCCAUAAUCAAGCACCCUUUGUGCUAACUUUGAAACUUUCUUCAUGUUUAUAUCAAGCAUCUUCAAAUUACAGAAAAUAACACUUUGUAAAUCUCAGGGUUGAGUGAUCGUGGGAUGAAAUCUAGGGCAGCCAUCUCAAUGAUCCCAUAAUGUUUUAUGUUGUGGGUUGAUACUGAUUUGAUGGAGAGGGGCUACAGUAUACUAUUAAAAGCUUGGUGAAGUAUAAUCAUAAUUAUUCUUGGUCACAGGGAGUAACAUCAGAAUUGGGCCCAGUACCAGUUUCAAAGCUAGGCAUGAAAAGGACUAACAUCCCAGCAGGGGCUCAUUACCAAGGACUUGGUGGAGAUGUUCUUCUUUGCACCUUCACAGCUGGCUUGUUCAGUUGCCUUUCGCUCUGGACCAAACAUCAGAGGUGCUAAGGGGCAAGAGCAGUGAAUGCAGCUGUGCAGUUGCUCCCUGCCUAUCAAGAAAGCACAUGGUAGCAGUGAUGAGGUGGAGGAGCGAGAGCUAAUGGUGGGGAGAAGGCAGACUUAGUGAGGGAGAAGGCAUCUAGGGUUGUAUUACUCAAGAGGUCUCCAAAGCCCGGAGUCAGCAGUGGUUGGGCAUGGAAUACUUAUUUUUUCAUGCAUAUAUAUGUGUGUGUACUUAGUCUGCCAUCCAUAAGUGCUGUAUUCCCCUGUCCCAGUUUUAUAAAUGGAUUGUUGAGCUCUGAAGAAGUCAAAAGCUUGUUCACAACUUUUUGACAUUUGGUUGAACAGAGUAUGUUUUGCAUUUGUUUAUUUUGUCUAAUAGACCAAGAGAACUACCUACAUGUUUUAUUUAUUUUUGAGCCAUUCUGAGGAUAAUUGAGGGUGUAUGAAUCAGCUGACUUGCUGAAGCUAAGCAGAUCUGGGCCUGGAAGAUCACUUGGGAAACCACUGCAGGUAUAUCACUUUGAGUUCCAUGAUAGACAAAGGGAAGGAUACAAAUUUACUAAAUAAACAUGUUGAUGGCAUGGCCAAGACUUCCAUUGUGUACUGAGCCAGCUUCCCACUGCCUGGUGGUCUCCUGAUAGCUUGGAUUACUGUACCCAUUUUCCAGGCACUGGGCAAUCUGCAGCAGUAUAAGCCACAUGAAAGUAAACUGAGACCCGCAGGUGGGUCCAGGCUAACGAUGUUUGGGGAAAGCAUCUGGGGGAUGGGAAUUCUUUGAAUUCCCUAGGCUCAGCUUCCUUUGUAGCAACCUUUGUGCUGCUGCAUGUGAUGCAGAAGGCUGCCAGUUGCACAGUCUUAGUUUUGCAAGGAUUCACAGACUUACUCUGGGCUUGGCUUAUUUUCCAAGAUAAUGGCUGAACAUGAGAAGCAGUCCAGGACGUCUAGAGGGAUAGAUUCUGCAGAGUUUCAGUGCAUCCAUAAUUUAGAACCACGUUUUGAGAAACACUAAAAAAGAAAUCUGUAAACACUGCUCUACAGCAGGAUUCAGCAGGUUUUCUUCUUUGUGGGUUCUUCAUGGUUCCAUUGUAUGAGAAUGCAUCAACAUAGAUCACAAGAAUACUUAGGAAGUUCUAGAAAAUUAGAAAUAGUGGCCCUUGCCCUGCACUGAUGCACUGUAGCAUCUCAUGGAUAAAAUGGGAUGUAGCAAACUUGUCACUGGUGUGUCAGUGCAUCAGUCCCUGGCCUUUUGUCCUCCAGAUAUGUCAGAUUCUAAUUACUAUGAUCCUCAUCUAGAACAGCUAAUGGCUUUGGUGCUUAGAUUGCUGCUAGGUAGAUUGGUCUGCCUUCUAGAAAAUGGGGGAGGGAAUACAGUGCCUUGUAUUCACACACUCCUUUGACUCUUCCACGUUUCUCUGUGUUUUAACCUGGAAUUGAGGUGAAUUUAGUUGUUAUUGUUACCACUUGAUGUACACAAAAUACCAAACACUGCUAAGGUGAAAAAUAAGUUCAAUGUAGCACAAAAGUCAAGUAAACAGAAACAGCUAAGCAUUUAUUGAUUGCAUAAAUAUUACUUAUUUUGCUGUUGCAAACAAGCUCUGAUGUAAACCACAGCCUGCAGAAGUCACAUAAGUAGUUGAAUAGAGUCCAGCUGUUUGCAAUUCCAGUGCCACUUGUUCUCAGCUUAAGUACACUUGUUUCUAGAAGACCCUGAGUUUGUCAGUUAAUAUAUCUAAGCAAACAGCAUCAGGAAGAGAGAAGCUAUCAAAACAACUUCAGGUUAACGUGCAGAAGCAUCAAUCAGCAUUAGGUUAUAAAAAUUAUCCCAGAUUAUGAACACCCCAGAGCACCAUUAAAUCCAUAAUUAUUACAUAAAAAGAAUUAUGGCUCAACUUCAGCUCUGCCUUAGAGAUGCUGUCCCCAAAAAUCCCGUGAAUGUGUAAGGAGGCCAUAAAGUCAGUGUAACGAAGAGCCAGGAAGGGUUAAACUAAAUAAGCAACUGGAUUUUAAUGGCCAAGGAUGCGGGGGGGGGGGGUGCACUCCUGGGUUAUCACUGAGGAUGGACUAAAGGAUGAUCUUGGACAAUAAUGGUGUGAAUUGCUCGUAACAGCUGGGAAAGUUGCAGCCUCUUGGAUUGGCUGGUUGACAUCAUUCCACCUGCCAGGAGAAGGGGUUGAUAAACUCCUGGCUAGUUUUAGUCUCCUGCUGGGUUUCAACCUGGUGUGAGGUUUCAUGACCAAAUGUUGAAGACUUCAUCACAGGGAAACCUGCCA
Molecule: messenger RNA, 4071 nt
Organism: Varanus komodoensis (Komodo dragon)
Lineage: Eukaryota; Metazoa; Chordata; Lepidosauria; Squamata; Varanidae
Gene: TMEM144
Product: transmembrane protein 144
Exons: 12
Coding region: 70-1263 (397 amino acids)
Biological process (GO): carbohydrate transmembrane transport
Cellular component (GO): membrane
Molecular function (GO): carbohydrate transmembrane transporter activity
Source: RefSeq, a predicted model, not a curated record